Betta splendens (Siamese fighting fish) is the source of this 2261-nucleotide messenger RNA. RefSeq names its product NME/NM23 family member 9 (gene nme9). The transcript has 17 exons. Gene Ontology annotation, molecular function: nucleoside diphosphate kinase activity. Gene Ontology annotation, biological process: CTP biosynthetic process; UTP biosynthetic process; GTP biosynthetic process. Lineage: Eukaryota; Metazoa; Chordata; Actinopteri; Anabantiformes; Osphronemidae. The coding region runs from base 161 to 2125 and encodes 654 amino acids. The record is from RefSeq and is a predicted model, not a curated record.
AAGGCGGAAGAUGACGUUGCUUAGCAACCAAGGUCCUAAACAAGCGCGAGCUCCGGAGCGAUAUUAGCCACUAGCAAAUUAGCAUCUAAACCACUAAUAAUUACGCUUACCAUAGCGUUUGAUAAUUUUUAUUUUAUUUUUCCGUUCACACACUAAUGCAAUGGCAGGCAAGAAGAAAGAAGCGAGUCUGCAGGCGUCUGUCACAAAUCAAGAGCAGUGGGAGGAGAUGCUUGCAACCAAAGGUUUAGCAGUUGUGGAUGUCUACCAGCAGUGGUGCGGACCCUGUCGAGCUGUGGUCAGUCUGCUGAGGAAAAUAAAGAACGAACUGGGUGAUGACCUGCUCCAUUUUGCCACCGCUGAGGCAGACAGCAUUGAUGCCCUGGAGAGGUACAGAGGCAAAUGCGAACCCACCUUCCUGUUCUAUGGGGGCGGUGAACUGGUGGCUGUUCUGAGAGGUGCCAACGCGCCUCUGCUUCAGAGGAUGAUUGUAGAAGAACUGGCCAAGGAAAAGUUGGUUCUGGAGCAAGGUGGUGAGCGCAGAGCGAUUAAAGACGAUGGUCUAAUAGAUGAUGAGAAGAAAGAGGACGAGACGCCACGGCAGUCAGAGAAUGAUAUACGCAUAAUUGUUCCUGCUAGUAAAUCGUACACGGUUGCCGUUAUCAAACCAGAUGCUGUUGCUCACGGCAAGGCAAAUGAGAUCAUUAUGAAGAUCCAAGACGCCGGGUUUGAGAUCCUGGCCCACGAGGAACGAACACUGACGGAGGUUGAGGCUCGAGAUUUUUACCAGCACAAAGCAACAGAGACUGGCUUCGAGGACUUAGUGCAGUUCAUGUCCAGCGGUCCCUCCCAUAUUCUGAUACUUUCCCAAAUCGAGGGCUCGUCCAACGUUGUGCCUGCAUGGCGUGAGUUCAUUGGCCCAGCAGACGUAGAGGAAGCCAAGAGUCAGAAGCCCGAAAGCUUGCGGGCACAAUACGGCACACAGACACCGUUCAAUGCAGUGCACGGUAGCGAGGACAGCAACCGCGCCAGCAGGGAGCUCGCCUUCUUCUUCCCCAACUUUACCACGGCCUCGGCAACCGAGCAGGAUGGGGAGGAAGAGCGUGUGGAGAGGACACUGGCUCUCAUCCGGCCCGACGUUGCCAGGGAGAACAGAGAGGAGAUAUUGGCGGAAAUCCACAAGUCAGGCUUCACAGUGGCCAUGCAAAGAGAGGUGAUGUUGACAGAGGAGCAGGUCACACAGUUUUACUCCCAACAUCUUGACAAGGACUACUUCCCUGCUCUGCUCCGCAGCAUGACCAGUGGGCCAGUGCUUGCGUUGGCUCUAGCCCGCACAGGAGCUGUCCAUCACUGGAGGAGCCUCCUUGGUCCUCCUGACAUUAAAACAGCCAAAGAGGAGAGUCCUGACUGUCUAAGAGCCCAGUUUGCUGUGGAGAACGAGCCCAUCAACCAGCUACACGGCAGCGCGAGCCCCGAGGAGGCCGAGCGAGAGAUCAGCUUCUUCUUCCCUCCGCAGCGGACGCUGGCGGUGAUCAAACCCGAUGCCAUGGAGGCGCACAGAGAAAGCAUUUUGGAGGAGAUCCACGCCAGGGGUUUCUCUGUGGCGCAGCUGAAGGAGACGGCGCUGUCCAGAGAGAUGGCGGAGGAGUUUUACAAGGAGCACCGGGAGAAGCCUUUCUUCAGCCAGCUGGUGGAAUUCAUGAGCAGGGGGCCGUGUCUGAUGCUCAUCCUGACUAAGGACAAUGCAGUGGAGGAGUGGAGGGCCCUCAUGGGCCCCACAGACCCUGACCAGGCUAAAGCCGCAUCGCCAAACUCUCUCAGGGCCCGCUUUGCCUCCGACAUCCUCCACAACUCAGUCCACGGCUCCUCCAAUGAGCAGCACGCAGAAGCAAAGAUCCGUUUUAUUUUCGGUGAUAUCAGCUCAGACGCUGAGAUCCCCGAUGAUGGAGGCAGUGACAGAACCGCUUCAGAGCGAGUCAGUUCUGGAGAUGAAAACACAGAUUUGUCCAAAUCUCCAGUUGAAGAAAUGUCUGACAACCAUCACCAGCAACAUGAAGAUGCUUCACAUGAUUCUAACUGUGGCAGCCCACAGACAGGAGAGAGUGAUGACCCAGAUCCCUGCAGCUGAAUCAGUAGAUCAGUGUUUUCUAAAAAUAUUUGCUUAUUUAGCAACAUUAUGGAAUCAUUUUUGCUGUAUCCUUCAGCUGAGCCAAAAUUGUUCAACUGAUUUCAUCCAAGCAGUUUACAUAAAUGUAAAGACUUUU